CCCACAUGUCAUUGGAGUAGUCUCAGCUGUUCAGGGAUUGAGAUAUUUGCAGAGAGUUUGUCAAUGGGAGACGUGUCCGACUGAUACCUCCACAAAUACCAGAAUGGCCCUUAUGGGAGUACAGCUGGUUGUCAGCUUGCUGGCUGCCAGCAUAAUGCAGAGGAUGGCCCCACACUGCUCCUUUGCACGCUGGCUGCUGUGCAAUGGCAGUCUCUUCCGCUUCAAGCACCCGUCUGAAGUAGAGCUUUGUGCCUUGGCUGGGAAGCAGGUGACCAAACCCAACAAGAAAGACAGAAGACAAAAUGGCAACAGAGAAAACAAGCCUCUCACAGUGCCGAAGGAUAUAGAUCUCCAUCUGGACAGCACUCCCAUCAGUGUCCUUGAUGCAUUGGUUCUGAGGUUCUUCGUUGAGUACCAGUGGCUUAUUGAUUUUGCCGUCUAUGCAACUGGAAUUUUUCUUUUCACCGAGGCCUACUACAGUGUGGUUGACGCCAGCAAAGAGGUCAACAUUGGUGCCAUCUGGUGUGUUUUGACAGUAUUUUUCUGCCUGAGGACUCUUCACAUUCUAAUGAGCCACUACUUCAGCGCCGACGCGGACGGAGAGAGCUCCGUGUGUUUGGCCUUUGGCUUCCUGUCCCUGCUGGUAGCCAUGUUGGUGCUGGUCGUGAGGGAAGACUACUUGGAGUUCGGCCUGGAACCUGGUUUUAACAGUCUUUUUGACAAUCUGGAAGUUUUUGCUAAACAGCAAGGCUAUGCAGAGUGGUCAGUGCCUGUUACCAAGUUGUCUGUGAAGCUGGGCUUGGCUGCUAUUUGUGCGUUCAUUGGUGCCCUGCUGGCUUUUCCUGGACUUCGUCUGGCCCAGACCCAUCUAGAUGCCUUGCAGAUGAAUUCUGACCGUCCUUUUGUAAAAGCCCUCCUCCACCUCAGCUUCCUCUCCCCUCUGCUGGUGAUUGUGUUGUGGGUGAAACCAAUUGCCAGGGACUUCUUGGCCAACGCUCCAAUGGGAAAGGCAACAGUAACAUUGAUCCCCAGCUCCAUGUUUAAUUCGGUGCGCCUGUGGACAGUGGUGGCACUGUGUGUGCUGCGCCUGCUGGUCACGCGCUACCACCUGCAGGCUUACCUCAACCUGGCCCAGAAGUGGGUGGAGCAGAUGAAGAGGGAGGCUGGUCGUAUAGCUGCCAUUGACAUCCAGAGGAAGGUUACCCGCAUAUUCUGCUACUUGACUGUGGUGACGCUACAGUACCUGAUCCCUAUUCUGCUGAUACUCUUCUCAACCCUUGCAUUGAAGACUCUGGGUGACUUCUCGUGGUGUUUUGCCGAGGAGACCCCAGGCGUGACUCCGGCCCUGGUCCUCCCCACCUCGCCGCCGCCCGUCCCGCUGGAGGACGACGAGGAAGCCGAGGACAUGGAGGAGGAGGUCCAGGCCACCGUGGCCCACCUGGCCGCUGCCUUCCACGGCCUGCGUGCCGUCCUCACGCCGCUCUUCUUCCGCGGCUUCUUCGCCUUCCUCACCUGGUGGGUGGCAGCGUGCCAGGUCAUCAGCAGCCUCUUUGGCAUCUACUUCCACCAGUACCUGAUGCACAACUGAUGGGGGAUAUCCGUCCUCACUGUCCCCCCUCUUAUUGCACUGAGUUCAGAUUACCCCCCCCCCCCACACACACACACACACACACACACACACACAUACACACAUACACACACACACACGUAGAUUUUGCUUACAGUCCGAUUCACAGCUUGCAACAUAUGAAGGGGUUGAGGUGGUGGUGUACCCCAAGCAGCAAGAGUGAAAUGACCUUGAAGUGGUGCGUCAAAGUCAAAUCUAGAAUGGCAUGCUGACUAAUGGGGGGGUGUAGUCAGGCCAUUGGCAAGACUGGACCUGAUCAGAGUCUAUAUCUCUACCAUUUUAGCAUGACUUCAAUGCCAGAAUGUCAUCUUUGCUCAUCCAUGAAACAAAUAACAGUGAUGGCUAUUUUAUGACCGUCAGUAGCUAAAUCAAUAGCUUAACAAAGGCAGUCCUGUUCUUGCCUACAAUCAAAAUCAUUCAGAUUUACAUCUGAAUACCAAUACUUAUUUUGACAUACUUUAAUAUCACUUAACUGUCUUUAUAUAUGUCGGGUACCUCUAAAUAGUUUUUAUUUCCCAUAGGUCUUCAACUGUACGUCCAAAGCAUUAGUCGACCAUUCACAUGCUCAAUAGGGAACUACAGUAUUCACUGAAUACGCUGCUAUUCAGAUCAAAUUUAAGUGCCUGGAAACUCAGGGAUUUUGAAGUCAGUGAUAGGAUUUCAUUUUCCAGCACACUCGACCGUGAUGAGUUAAGCUGUACACUGCUGUGGCACAGUGUCACAAAAGACAUGCAGCCAGCCACGUUUGUCACCGAGAGGGCUCAGAGAGGUUUGGGGUCUCUGUCCAGUUUCAUUUGAUGCCAAGCACUGUAAACGUGCAAGAAAGAUGAAUUUCACGUGAAGCUUUCAUGUCCUGUAGGCCUACAGUACCAUAACGAGUUUAAAAGUAAUCAUUUGUAUUUAUUUAUUUAUUACCGAGUGCCACAUAUAGCUUAACCCUCAUCUGUAAUUUCCAGCGGUACUGUCUCAAUUUAAUUUGGUGUUCUGAGCAAGGUUUCAUUUGUUUUUUGAUUUAAGACUGAGGAAAAAAAGAGCUGUGAGUUGUGCGUCUGUGGGUGGUUUUUAGAAAAUCUGCUUUUUUCUUGACUGAAGAGAUUGUUUUUUGAAUGCUCCAUGAUGAGUCAUGUAUUUGGUACAUUUUAACGUUGGUUGAGUUUUAAUAAAAUGCAAAGGUUGAUUUUGAA
Sardina pilchardus (European sardine) is the source of this 2811-nucleotide messenger RNA. RefSeq names its product transmembrane protein 161A (gene tmem161a). The transcript has 12 exons. The record is from RefSeq and is a predicted model, not a curated record. NCBI's taxonomy places the organism in Eukaryota, Metazoa, Chordata, Actinopteri, Clupeiformes, Clupeidae. The coding region runs from base 104 to 1588 and encodes 494 amino acids.